AUGACUGAUAGGGUCGUAGCUGUAAAAGAACACCUCGAAGACUUACUUGGAAACAGGAUACUGAAACAGUGGAUAGGAUUAGGAGGAAACGGGAAGAAACACGCAUCUACUUAUGCAGAGGUUAAAAAGAAUAUUGACUCUACUAGAUUCUGGGACGAUUUAGAAUACCUCAAUAAUAUUCUUGAGCCUCUCAUCGAGGUGCUGCGUUUAACCGAUGGAAAGAGGACCUGCGCCAUAAUGGGAGAACUGUACUAUUUGCUAUUUCAGUUGCAAGAGAAGUUUAGUUCAACUCUUAGACCAAGCCACAAACAAGAUCUGAUGAGCUUCUUCUCGAAUGCAUGGUCUGAGUUGCACAUACCCCUGCACAGUGCGGGGUUCGUUUUGAACCCACAGUUUCAUCUGUACGAACAGACGUCAAACGAAGAUGUCAUGGGUGACUUCCUGAACAUGUGCACAGUAUGGGGUUUUCAGGAAAUGGAGAUUCUACGGCAGCUAGCACGCUAUAGAAGGAGAGAAGGUCUUUUUGGCCGGCAAUCUGCCAUUGACGGAGCUACAAAGCUAGAUCCUUGUACGUGGUGGGAUUCGUUCGGUGCAGCAACGCCAGAGCUUCAAAUAAUGGCGAAGAAAACUCUGAGCCUCGUCUGUAGUGCUUCUGCCUGUGAAACUAACUGGUCCUCUUGGGAAUAUAUUGUUGAUAAACGCAGAAAUAGACUAGCAAAGGAUAAGGCCAUAAAGCUAGUAGGCAUUAAUGCCAACCUUCGACUUAUCCAAAACAUGGAGAAAUGUGAUUUUAAUGAUGAUUACGAUUCAUCUGAGUAA
Molecule: messenger RNA, 819 nt
Organism: Bolinopsis microptera
Lineage: Eukaryota; Metazoa; Ctenophora; Tentaculata; Lobata; Bolinopsidae
Exons: 1
Coding region: 1-819 (272 amino acids)
Molecular function (GO): protein dimerization activity
Source: RefSeq, a predicted model, not a curated record